Molecule: messenger RNA, 4173 nt
Organism: Alligator sinensis (Chinese alligator)
Lineage: Eukaryota; Metazoa; Chordata; Crocodylia; Alligatoridae
Product: tripartite motif-containing protein 47
Exons: 12
Coding region: 32-2929 (965 amino acids)
Biological process (GO): positive regulation of autophagy
Molecular function (GO): zinc ion binding; protein binding
Source: RefSeq, a predicted model, not a curated record
CUAGGUGGCUGCUGCUCCGGCUUGGGGCAGGAUGGCUUCCCUGGGGUCCCAGAAGCUGGAGGAGAAGCUGGUGUGUUCCAUCUGCCUGGAGCUGUUCAGGGAAGCUGUGACCAUCCCGUGCGGGCACAAUUUCUGCCAGAAGUGCAUCAGCAACCACUGGGACAAGCAGGAAAAGGAGGAUCCCCAGGGAGAGGAGAGGUUUACCUGCCCCGACUGCAGGAAGGGCUUCAAGACACGGCUGGAGCUCAAGAAGAACGUGUCCCUCUGCAGCGUGGUGGAGCUGGUCAAGGCGGGUGAGGUGCAGGCCUCCAGCACUGACAUGAAAGCCCCGGCUGACAGGGGGAAGUGCCCGCGGCAUGGGCGGCCCCUGGAGCUGUAUUGCCAGGAGGAGAAGGUGUGCAUCUGCUGUGUGUGCACCGUGAAGGAGUGCCGGGACCACCACAGGGUCCUCUUUGAGGAGGAGCGCAAGAAGAAGCAGGCCCUUUUAGAAGAGUUCUUGGAGAAGACACAACAGGAGGCAGCAAAGAUCGAGGAGGAGAAGCAUAAACUGGAGGAAACAACAGAAGACAUUAAGGAAUCUUCAGAAAAGCUGAAAUCGGGGGUUUUGAACAAGUUUGCCCUGAUAAUUGAAGCCCUGGAGAAGCAGCGGAGGCAGGCAGUGGAGAGGAUCGAACAGGAGCAAGCCACUGCCCUGGGGCAAAUAGCGGAGAACUGGGCCCAGCUGGAACACCAGCAGGCCACCCUCAGCCAGCACCAGGAGAAGGCCCGGGCCCUGCUGGCCUGCACAGAUGGCAGGAUAUUCCUGGAGGACUUCUUGCAGCUCCCUUCUGAGACCCUGGAAGCUUUGCCAGCCAUCGAGUUUAAUGCUGCCAGCAAAGUGGAUCCCAUCUCUAAAAUCCUCACUGAGGUCUCUAGGCUGUUGUUGGAGGAUUUGCCCAAGUGCCUGAACCCAGAGGUCACUGGCCCAGAAACCAAAGAGCCAAUGGAGCCAAAGGUACCAACUGUGCUGAAGGCAGGACCACCCCUUCUUGAGUAUGAAUUAAGAGCAGGACUGCUGAAGGAUCACAGGGAUUUGACCUUUGACCCUGACACAGCCAACAGGCACCUGCAGCUGUCCAGUCACAACCAAAGAGCCAGUCACCCUCGUUCUCAUAAUGACCAGGGUCAGAAUCAGGCAAACAGGUUUGAGCUGUGGCAGGUGCUGUGCACCCAGGGCUAUGGCCAAGGCCACCACUACUGGGAAGUCGGGCUCUCCAGCCACUCCAUCGUUGUAGGGGUCACGUACAAGAGCAUCCAGAGGAAGAAGCAAGAUGGUGGCCACAAAUUCAACAUUGGAAAGGAUGGGUCUUCGUGGGGGCUGCAGAUCCGGGAAGAAUGCUACCUGGCAUGGCACAAUGGCCAGUCACUCAAGGUCAAAGAGCCCUUGUACAAGUGGAUUGGAGUCAGCUUGGACUGUGACAUCGGGUGUCUUUCAUUCUAUGGCAUUGGGGACAAAAUGAAGCUCCUUCACCGUUUCUACUGUGACUUCAGGGAGCCCCUCUACCCAGUCUUUUGGCUUUGCGAAGGCAGAACAGUCAUCCUUUACUUGCGGCCCCUCGACGCCUACUGCCGCGCCUGCCCCGCCUGCGUCUGCCCGCUCUGCCGCGCCCAGGACCACCGCGCCCACGACGUCGUGCCCCUCGAGCAGGAGCGCGACCUCAAGGAGGCCCAGCGACCAAAAAUCCUGAGCGAUGUAGAGAAUCAGCUGGAUGAGCUGGGAGUCGUCAUUGCACAGACUAGGAAGACUGUGGAACUCAUCAAGAGCACUGCCUUGAAGGAGAAGGACAUAGUUAGCAAGCUCUUUGCUGUGGCAACCAGAGCUCUGGAGACCUUCCAGAAAGAGGUGGCUACCUUCAUUGAGGAUGACGAGCAAUCCAUGUUGGCUGAGGCUGAAGAGUACCUCCGACAGAAGGAGGAGAGACGUGCCAAGCUAGCCCAAUGCAAGCAGAACCUGGAGCAAGUUUCCAGCACGGAUGCCCUUUGCUUCUUACAGGAGUUCCAGGCGUUAAAAAUAGCAGCCGAGGAAAAUAAUUCCCCAGGUCCGAGCUUCCAGAAGGAGCUGAGCUUCACUAAGUCCAGCCAGGUCGUGUGCGCCGUGAAGGAGCUGCUUGUGACGGCCUGCAAGAGCCAGUGGGACCAGCUGCUGGGGAAAGGGGCUGACGGGGCUGGUUUCCAUGACAUGCAAGAAGUAAUUGCUGAGCCCCAACUCUCAGAUAAACCGAGCAAUCCAGCCUGUUCAGAAACACGAGACUAUUUCCUGAAAUUUGCCUUCAUCAUUGAUUUGGACAGCGACACUGCAGACAAGUUCAUCCAGCUCUUUGGAACCAAAGGGGCCAAACGCGUGCUCAAUCCCAUUGCCUACCCUGAGAGCUCAACCAGAUUCAUCAACUGCGAGCAGGUGCUGGGCGAAAACAUGAUGAACCGGGGCAACUACUACUGGGAGGUGGAAAUCAUCGAUGGCUGGGUGAGCAUCGGGGUCAUUACCGAUGACUUCAAUUCGCGGGAGUCCUAUGACAGAGGUCGCCUCGGAAGGAACGAGAAGUCCUGCUGCCUACAGUGGAACGGACAGAACUACGUGGCCUGGUUCGGUGGCUUCGAAUCUGUCAUCCAGCAGCCAUUCUUCCACACCAUCGGGGUGUACCUAGAAUACUCCGAGAAGGCCCUGACGUUCUUCGGGGUCAAGGAUUCCAAGAUGACGUGUCUCCAGCAGCUCAAGGUCUCCCGCUUUAAGAAGGGCAUGUUUGACCCAUUCCAGAACAAGAUCAAUCACCAGUUCCCAUCCCUGUUCGCAUAUAACCUCAAACCAGCCUUUUUCCUUGAAAGCGUAGAUGCCCACCUGCAGCUUGGGCCGCUGAAGAGGGACUGUGUGUCGGUGCUAAAGCGGAGGUAACUUGCAGGGUGUUUGGCACAGAGGAGACCCAAAAUGCAUCUUUCUUGUGAUAGUUUGCUGUAGCUGUCAUUCGCACUUGAUAGCCUUCUCUAGCUGUGACAACUCCACCUCUCCAGCCUGUGCUUUUGGUCACCCAGGGAAUUAAGGAAUAGAAGAAGCUUCCUGGUAGGUAGAAGCCUGUGUGUGGGGUGGGGGGAGGUGUAAACUGGGCAUUUUUUAAGAUGGGGCAUCUUACCAGCUCCCCAUGUGUGGCCUGGAGGAGAUAAUCUUACUGACCACUUGUACCAUUGUUACUCUGCAGUGUGCCUUAUUGAGCAUGAUCAGGGAGGAUGAUUCAAAAUGGACUUUCUGGAGGAAAGCUGCCUAGAUGGCACAGUGUUAUGCAAACACAGUACUUUAUACAGCAGCACUAUAAUCUUCCCCAACACUGUUACCACUGUGCCUCGCUCAGCCUUAUCACAGAAGGCCCACAUCUGAGCAUAAGAGCAAGCAAACAAAUGUGAUCUCAUGAGACACGGCAGGAAGCCCCCAUUCCUACGCUGAUGAGGUCACAUCUAGAGGGCUCCAUUGUGUCCAAGCCAGAAAGAUAAAAUAUCAUCCCCUAGCGAGAAGAUGCUGCUGGUACCCUUGCCUGGAGAUACUAAAACAGCAACAGUGUUCAUAGAAGUGGUUUUGCCAUUUCAUUUUUAAUAGCGACAUUAUUAGGUGACCCUAGAAACGAUUUAUUUAGCUGACUGAAACUUUUAAACUCAUCUCUGCAGGAUUUUUAUUAUAUUUUAUGUUACAACUCUUCUUUGUUUGGAACUUUAGCACAUUAAAAUCUCAAGCUCCUAAAAGAAACCAAUCAUACCUUAAUGACAGUCGUACUCCCUGAGGUAGUUUAUACAGGGUUAAUAAACAAGUAAUCAUAGAAUCAGAGGGUAGGAAGGGAUCUCAGAGGUCACCUAGUCCAGCAUCCUGCACAGAUGCUUAUCCCUAAAUUAAUUGUCAAUGUGUGUCCAAAAAUGUAAGUAGUACAUGUUGCAUGGUUUCCGGUGCAUCAGGAGAAGGUGUUAAAGCUGUCAGCCAUGGCAAAAUGCAACCCAUUGACAUGUUUGCCUCUCACAACCUAUGACACUCUCAUUGUACUUGGCCUUGGUGAGGCCGCAGCUGGAGUACUGCAUCCAGUUUUGGGCUCCACAAUUCGAAAAAGGAUGUGGAGAAGCUUGAGAGGAGGCAGAGAAGAACCAUGCACAUGAUCAGAG